AUGGCAGCAGCCACCGCAGGUGCCGCUGUAAUCCUCGGUCCUGCGCCGGUGGCUACGGGCGCGCCUCCCGCGCCUCCCGAACCGCCGCUGUCGCUGGAUGUCAUGGUACCCAUGCCAGUCGAGGAAGAGGAGCCCAUGUCUGAUGAUGAUGACAUAGAGUCCGAUGAAGACAUUGACUCUGAUGAUGAUGACAUCGACUCUGAUGAUGACAUUGAGGAAGAUGAAGCCGAGUCGGUUGAUGAUGACAUCGAGGAAUCGGUAGACGAAGCAGACGAAGAGUCGGUUGGCGAGCCUCCAGUGGAGCUUUCGGUAAUGGUAACCGUGGUAUCCUGCCGGACGACGAUGUGA
Messenger RNA from Daldinia childiae, 348 nucleotides. RefSeq lists its product as uncharacterized. Lineage: Eukaryota; Fungi; Ascomycota; Sordariomycetes; Xylariales; Hypoxylaceae. The transcript has 2 exons. The record is from RefSeq and is a predicted model, not a curated record. Bases 1 to 348 code for a protein of 115 amino acids.